Molecule: messenger RNA, 4126 nt
Organism: Peromyscus maniculatus bairdii (prairie deer mouse)
Lineage: Eukaryota; Metazoa; Chordata; Mammalia; Rodentia; Cricetidae
Gene: Ado
Product: 2-aminoethanethiol dioxygenase
Cellular component (GO): mitochondrion
Molecular function (GO): oxidoreductase activity, acting on single donors with incorporation of molecular oxygen, incorporation of two atoms of oxygen
Source: RefSeq, a predicted model, not a curated record
GAGGAGGAACGGGCCGUCCGCGCGCCGCGCAGGAAGCGCCAAGCAUGCCCCGUGACAACAUGGCCUCCCUGAUCCAGCGCAUCGCCCGCCAGGCGUGCCUCACCUUCCGCGGCGGCCCCAGCGCCUCCGAAGCUCCCGCGCCGGGCUUCCCCGAGAACCUGAGCCAGCUGAAGAGCCUGCUGACCCAGCUGCGCGCCGAGGACCUCAACAUCGCGCCCCGGAAGGCGCUGCCGCAGCCGCUGCCGCGCCACCUCCCGCCGGUCACCUACAUGCACAUCUACGAGACCGAGGGCUUCAGCCUGGGCGUGUUCCUGCUCAAGAGCGGCACGUGCAUCCCCUUGCACGACCACCCGGGCAUGCACGGUAUGCUCAAGGUGCUCUACGGGACGGUACGCAUCAGCUGCAUGGACAAGCUGGACGCGGGUGCGGGGCCGCGGGCGCCACCGCCCGAGCAGCAGUUCGAGCCGCCGCUGCAGCCCCGGGAGCGGGAGGCCGUGCGGCCCGGCGUGCUGCGCUCCCGGGCCGAGUACACCGAGGCCAGCGGGCCCUGCGUGCUCACGCCCCACCGGGACAACCUGCACCAGAUUGAUGCGGUGGACGGGCCCGCCGCCUUCCUGGACAUCCUGGCCCCACCCUACGACCCGGACGACGGCCGGGACUGCCACUAUUACCGUGUGCUGGAGCCCAUCAGGCCCAAGGAGGCCUCCAGCUCGGCCUGCGACCUGCCCCGAGAAGUGUGGCUCCUGGAGACCCCACAGGCCGAUGACUUCUGGUGCGAGGGAGAGCCCUAUCCAGGCCCCAAGGUUCUACCUUGAAGCCCCCGCUGCCCGGCAACUGUGGGCCAAAGAUGUGCCCUGCCUUGCUCAAGAAAGGCCUGGCUGCCUGUGCGACCUGCCAUAAGGGCUCCUCUCUCUGUCCCCUCUCCUGAGCGAUGGAUCGAUCUACUGGAGUGACCAGCGCCUCAUCUUGGGCAACCUUGGGGAGCACGGCCCACUGGAGUACAGCCACCGGGCACGGUUAGGGGGGCGGGUGGGGGGGAGGCUAGGUUGCUUCCUGGUACUGUCACUGCCACCAAGGUUUUGAUUGAAGGGAGUGGGGCAGGGGACCCUACAGCGCUUCCAUACUAAAGCCAUAAUGAAAAUAUCCUUGUUUCUCAUUCUCUACAAAAUACACUAAAUGGUUUUGAAGCUCUCCUCCCUUUGGUGACUAAGAUCUGUUUUCUCUCCUGCCCAUAGGAUCUUUUGUUACUUGAUAAUUUAUUACUGAUUGUGCAUGACCUUGAAUUGUUUUUUAGUUCAGGCCAUUGGUUAAAAAAAAGAAACAAAAACCAAACAAAACUGAGUUUCUAAAGUGAGCAGAUCUGAAAAGAUAUCUUUCCCCGCACUGGGGUCCACUCUCUCAACUCUGUGUGGGGAGGACGAUUUCUUUCCUCCCCUGGCCUAGUAGCCACAUUUGGUGUUCUCAGGUAGCCUUUAGUAAGAAGCUGACACAUGUGAAUUCCCUGAGGCCAGGACCUUAGAGCUCACCUUCCCCUGGAGUCUCCAGAUCUGUCAGUAAAACCGUUUUUGCUGUUGGGGAAUCACCUUGAAAGCAAAGACUGUUUUAUCCUCGAGUGACUUUUUUCUUAAUGUACUUCAAAGGUGAUACAGUGGAUUCCGAGGAGCUGAAUCUGUUGUGCUUCCAAAUAACUGAAUGUAAGGCCCCUGGCCACCUAUUUACUAUUUACUUCCAGCAUCUUCCAGCAUCCACCUGGACUUUGACUCUUUUUUUUUUUUUUUGCAUUCUCCCGGGAACCCUGCUGAGGGCUGUGGUUCCAGCUCUGUUGCUGGGGGUUAGUAUCCCAGCCCUCCCUUAAAGAAGAGCCACUGAUGGCCCUUCCUGUAGGAAGAGGUAGAAGACAUGUAGUACCCUGGGAAGGGUUCUGGAUGUAGGCUGCCUGCCAAGCAGGCAAGAAGCUCAGUCCUCAGCACUACAUAAACCAAGUGUGGCACACACAUAACUCCAGCAUUUAGGAAGUAGAGACAGGAGGAUUAGAAGUUCAAGGUCAGCCUUGGCUACAUAGUGAAUUUGAGAGGAGCUUUGGAUACAUGAGACACUAACAUAAAUGUGUGUGUGUGUGUGUGUGUGUGUACACACAUGUAUAAUGGAUACUUGGGAUAGACAGUUGAGAAUUUAGCCAUUUUAGGGCACCAAGAUCGGAGAUUAAACCCUUGUGCCAACUCUUGCAACAAACACUAGCAGCUCUCUGCAGCAUUAUCACCGGCUAAGUACCUUUACCUCGUUUACAGAUGUGUUGAUAACGUAGCUUCUGGCCAUGGAGCACUGGUUCUCCCUUUUUACUGUUUAUAGGGUUCCUUUUUAUCACAGGCCUUUUCAUAAAGACAAACUGAGAAAUGAAAGGUGUCCAGCUGUCUUCUAAGCCCUCUUGAUUGCUCAUAUGGCAAUAGAAGUCUAAUAUCUGUAAUAAAUGGACACUUACUAUCAAGGGUGGCUAGUGUUUGUUGACCUGGUAGGGAAACUGCCUUUGACCCCACGUAUCCAGGUUACACAGACCCAGGCUGACGGCCUGUUUGUUCCCAGUCAUCAAAGCGGUCCGAAAAAGCAAAUCAUUGAUGAUGUAGCUUGUGUUUUUUUUUUCGUUUUGUUUUGUUUUAAUAAAAAUGGAAACAACAGGCCAGUGAAACCCGGUUAUAAAUCUGACACAGGUACACCACCAAGCACUUCCACCAGGCCUGCUAGAGUCGGGUUGCCUCCCAUCUAGGUGUUUAAAACGUCUGUGGAUCCCUGUGGAGCAGCCCUUUGAGCCAUUCCUUUGGAAGUCUAGAUAGUAAGUGAUGGUUUUAAACUUGACGGUUUUUUUUUUUUUUCAUAGACUAGCAAUGAGUGUAGUUUUCAGCCACAUACAGUUUUUGAAUGGUAGCAAAGGUUGAUUCUUUUACAAAGAUUGUUCAGUCGUGUGUAUGUUACAGGGUACUUUGAGGUACUUUAAGCUAGCCUCUAAGAACCUAGCCUGGAACUAGGCUAGUAAUAAAAGUUAUUAUGAAAGCCUCAAUUGCAAAGAAGGAGGGGAAUGUUAAAGGUCUGUAAUAAGCAAUCCGGAAGGAAAAAACUAAGGUGCUCUUCAAAAGAAUAACUGAAAUUGUUCUGGGCUAAAACAGCAAUACUGUUCCUCAUCCGUUCAAUAAGAACAGCGGAACUGUUGUCUCACUAAUACGUUGAGUAAACUUAGGGUGAAAACAGUGUAACUUGUUUUAAUGAGGCACUGUGGAAAGAAUAUGCUCAUUACUAAGAUAAAAUGUGCAAGAAAAUCUUUGCACUUCUAUGCAUAAACUCUUAGCUGUAACUGCUGCCAUUGUGUUUCCAUAUAGGUCUACACUAGAUUGUGGUCUAGAAACUGGGAUAAAAGUUUCUUUCUCCUUUCCUUCGGGAAGACCAAUGAGCACAAUGGUAUUAGUCACUUAAGUUUUCUGAUGAAUAAUAAAUGCAAUAACUGCAGCUCAUGGAUGAGAAUCUGUCUGUCUGUCUAAAUACUCUGAAGCUUUUAAAUUUCAUAGUUAUAUCAGUGACCACUUAUAUUGAUGUAAGAUUUUUCUUACCUUCCUACUCCUUUGAGAAUUGAUGGGUUAAAUACCAAAUGCUGCUGAUUAAAUGAAAAAGCCUGCCUUUUAAGUAAUAAUGUGUUUUCUCAGUAAGAGUGAGUUCUCUGACUUUUUAACAUGACUAGAGUCUCACUAUCAAAAUCACACCUUUCCUUCCCCCUUUGCAUUGUCUUGUAGUUUCCUCGAUCUUGACAUCUGGGGAGGACUUUGCCCACUCCUAUUACAAAUGAGCCCUCUGCUUUAGCUCUCCUGCCCAGCAGAGAAGCAAUGCAUCCCCACUUCAGACCUCUGCCGUUGCCGUUCAACUACCCUGACAGCAUUUGCUCCUAGACCUGCAGUCCUGCAGUCAGAGCUUAGGGUUACACAGACUCCAGAUGUUCCAAAUGCUCAUUGGUCUAUUGCAUUGAGGUUUCUGCUGUCAAAGAAAGAUAAUUUGUUAAUGAUAACCCAAGCUUUAAAUGCAGGGGUGUUUACGUUUCUGAGUAAAAUCUGUGUACUUACGGGAAAUAAAGGCAUGUUUAAAAUGA